Galeopterus variegatus (Sunda flying lemur) is the source of this 2584-nucleotide messenger RNA. It is a transcript of the gene PABIR1, whose product is annotated as family with sequence similarity 122A. The transcript has a single exon. Bases 107 to 970 code for a protein of 287 amino acids. Gene Ontology annotation, biological process: mitotic G2/M transition checkpoint. Gene Ontology annotation, molecular function: protein serine/threonine phosphatase inhibitor activity. Lineage: Eukaryota; Metazoa; Chordata; Mammalia; Dermoptera; Cynocephalidae. Gene Ontology annotation, cellular component: nucleus; cytoplasm. The record is from RefSeq and is a predicted model, not a curated record.
GCUGACAGAUUCGCGGCGGCGGCGGCGGCGGCGGCAGCCCGGGACUGUGGGGAAUGGGAGUCCUAGGGCCCUGACUGAACACCGCCCCCGCCUCCCUGCCCCCGACAUGGCUCAGGAGAAGAUGGAGCUAGACCUGGAGCUGCCUCCGGGAACGGGCGGGAGCCCGUCGGAGGGUGGCGGCACCGGAGGCGGCGGGGGCCUCAGGAGGUCUAACAGCGCCCCCCUGAUCCACGGCCUCAGUGACACUUCGCCGGUGUUCCAGGCCGAGGCUCCGAGCGCGAGGCGGAACAGCACAACGUUCCCGAGUCGCCACGGCCUGCUGCUGCCGGCCUCCCCUGUCCGCAUGCACAGCAGCCGCUUGCACCAGAUCAAACAGGAGGAGGGCAUGGACUUGAUCAACCGAGAGACGGUCCACGAGCGCGAGGUGCAGACCGCAAUGCAGAUAAGCCACUCCUGGGAGGAAAGUUUCAGCCUGAGUGACAAUGAUGUGGAGAAAUCCGCCUCCCCAAAGCGCAUCGAUUUCAUUCCAGUGUCACCAGCACCGUCACCCACCCGGGGAAUUGGGAAGCAGUGUUUUUCACCAUCCUUGCAAAGUUUUGUGAGUAGCAAUGGAUUGCCUCCAAGCCCUAUCCCCAGCCCGACGACCCGAUUUACUACUCGGAGAAGCCAGAGUCCCAUCAAUUGCAUCAGACCAAGUGUUCUUGGACCAUUGAAAAGAAAAUGUGAAAUGGAAACUGAUUAUCAGCCAAAGAGAUUUUUCCAGGGCAUCACCAACAUGCUUUCUUCUGACGUUACACAGCUGUCAGAUCCCGGUGUGUGUGUAUCUUCGGAUACCCUUGAUGGAAACAGCAGCAGUGCCGGAUCUUCUUGUAACUCACCAGCGAAAGUCAGCACUACCACCGACUCUCCUGUAUCACCUGCCCAGGCGGUCUCCCCAUUUAUUCCAGUAGAUGAACUUUCAUCUAAGUGAUUCACCCAUUUUGAAGCUUUGUUUUUUCGCAAUGGAGAGAAAGAAAAAUGGAGUUGGAGCAAGCACUGAACUUUUCGAUUAAUUUGAGGCUAUUUCUUAUUUGACCCUUUUCCUUUUUGGAAUCUCCUGAAAUGUUGUUAUUCUAGAGAACUUCUAUGUCAGGUUCCUGCCCUUGAAUUCAGUGUAGUAAUAUUUUCAGACGUUUUCCCAAUAAGUGUGUUGAAGCAUACAUCUUUACGCUGCUAAUAUGUCUAAAUACAUGUUAUCCCUUGAUUUUUUUUUAAAUAAUUGAGAGCUCUAUUUAUUUAUGGGGUUAUUAAGUUCUGAUGAAAAUACAAAUGUUGAAUUAAUCAGCAUAGUAAACUGAUGUUUUAAAAUUCCAUACUUCAUGACCACACUAAUUUUAAUGUUAUUUUCAGUGAUUGCUAAUUUUCAUUUGAUGAACAAUCAUUUACCUACUUACAGCUUUUUAAAAAAUAUGUUAGUGAUAAAUAUCAAUCCAGUGGUUGUCUGUUUCACCGAGGAAUCAUUGAGUAUUUAAUUUUCUGGGUACAGAAGUGGAUGGGAGGGGAAUGAUAAAAGAACAAAUUUUAAAAGUUUGCAACAAAUCUUUUGAAAUUAAGCAUAUAAAAGUAAAUAUUUAAGUAAAGUGUUUUCUAAUGAAAUUUUAAUAGUAAUUUUAGUAAGUCAUACAAAUAUAACUACAGAAAAUGUAAAUUUUCUUUUUUCUUUUUUUUUUUUAACUAGAUAGUUCAUUCUCUUGGGUAUAAUCCCAAAGUGAAAUGGGACAGUGCCUUGCAGUCUUAGCCUACUGUAGAUAGGCUGAGGCUAGGCUGUUGUACUACUGCAAACUUAAAAGUUUUUCAAAUGUAGAAAAUGUGUGGGAAGCCCUGUUGAACCUCAGCAGAGCACCUAGGCAGACAAUAAUCUCUCAAUCGUUGAUAUAUUUUAAAGUAUCCAGUCAUGCCUCAGUUUUGAAGAUUCUUGCCAAUGAGAAGCCAGAGCAAUUUUUGGCUGCCUUUCUGUUCUGCCCAUCUGUCACCUUCCUGGUUUUCCCUUGCUCUGGAAGGAAGCAGCUGUUUCCUUGCCAACAGGUCCUUCCUCUCCACCUCCCACCAAACUAGGGCACUGUCGGUUAGACAAAGGUACAGUGUGACUUGGAUUUCUGACAGUGAGCAACAACAGGACUGAAUUAUUUAACCUUUGUGGUUAAAGCUACAGCUGGAGUUGACUGCCUUGGGGAUGUUGGUUAUUUAAGGGUCGAUGAUUUGCAAGAGAAAAUCAGUGGAGAGUCACAUAGGUAAAUCAUUAUUUAACUUAGGUUUUGCUAAAGGUAGAAUUGUAGAAUGUUCUUUGCCUUUUACAAUUAAGACAAAAUACUUAAUAAGAACAGCAAAUGUUUUUUAUAUUAUACUUCCUUAUAAUACCUCGUAUAUCUUCAUUAACUAAAUAGAUAGAUAGAUAGAAUGGCAGACAAAAAGGGGAAGGGAAAAGAAAGACUCAAAGACCAGGACGAAAGCCCUGACUUAUUUUUUUAAGUUACUGCCUACAGAUACUUUAACAAUUAUGUGGAAUUUUUACAACUAUGAGAAUAAAUGGAACCAGUCAACUCUU